CUCUCCUCAGUCGCAACCCAUCAAAAUUAUAUGAUUAAAAUACUAAUCAAAGGGACAAAACCGACUGCAGAAACAAAACCACCGCCGCUGAAACCAAAACAGCUCCAGAAACCCUUUGAACAUUCCCACUCCAGAUCGUCUGUCAAUGACUUCUCUUCUUUCUCUUUGUUCUCUCUCACUUAUAAUUCUUAAUUUCCAUUUUCAAUUCUCCAAAAGACCGUCUAUUGCCCAUAGUUUCCAAAACCGUUCCCAAAACCGACCCUGCUUCCUCGCACCUCGCUAAAUAUAUAUUGAUCACCCAAAACUCCUCAAAACCGACAAUUAAUCAACUCUUCCAUUGCUGUCUUAAACCCCACUUUGUAAAAAUUCCAUCUUUUUAACGUUUAUACCUUUGUGUUAUUACAUGGAAGCUGCUAAUCAACUCGGGUCAACUGCUCAUCCUAGCUCGACACCUGCUCCUGUCCCUGGCAUCGCCUCUACAGGAACUUUGGGGCGCCAUUUGGCUCGGCGACUGGUGGAGAUUGGUGUCAACGAUGUUUUCUCAGUCCCUGGAGACUUCAACUUGACACUUUUGGAUCAUCUGAUUGCAGAGCCAGGGUUGAACAAUAUCGGCUGCUGUAACGAGCUUAACGCUGGAUAUGCUGCUGAUGGGUAUGCACGGUCAAGAGGCGUGGGGGCUUGCGUGGUGACUUUCACUGUGGGUGGUCUCAGUGUGAUUAAUGCUAUUGCUGGUGCUUAUAGUGAGAAUUUGCCUGUGAUUUGUAUCGUCGGUGGCCCCAAUUCUAAUGAUUAUGGGACUAACCGGAUUUUGCAUCACACUAUUGGGUUGCCUGAUUUUAGCCAGGAGCUCAGGUGCUUCCAGGCAGUCACCUGUGUUCAAGUAGUCGUGAAUAACUUGGAUGAUGCACAUGAGCAAAUUGACACUGCAAUUUCUACUGCUUUGAAGGAAAGCAAGCCCGCUUAUAUUAGCAUAAGUUGUAAUUUGCCCGGAAUUCCUCAUCCUACCUUCACUAGGGAGCCAGUGCCGUUUCUUCUUUCUCCAAAUGUAAGCAAUCAGUUAGGAUUAGAGGCAGCUGUUGAAGCAGCUGCUGAAUUUCUAAAUAAAGCUGUGAAACCUGUCAUUGUGGGGGGACCUAAAUUAAGGGUGGCAAAGGCACAGAAGGCCUUUUUAGAGCUCGCAGAUGCCACUGAAUAUCCAUUAGCUGUUAUGCCCUCAGGGAAAGGGCUAGUACCAGAACAUCAUCCACAUUUCAUUGGGACAUACUGGGGUGCUGUUAGCACUAGCUUUUGCGCAGAGAUUGUGGAGUCUGCCGAUGCCUACAUUUUUGUUGGCCCCAUCUUCAAUGAUUACAGCUCUGUUGGAUAUUCCUUGCUGAUCAGGAAGGAGAAAGCAAUCAUGGUGCAGCCUAAUCGUGUGACUAUCGCCAAUGGCCCUUCCUUUGGCUGGGUAUUUAUGGCUGACUUCUUAAGUGCAUUGGCCAAGAAGUUGAAAAAGAACAGCACAGCCAUGGAAAAUUACAAACGUAUCUUUGUACCUCCAGGCAUCCCUCUGAAGUGUGAGAAAGAUGAACCUCUUAGGGUCAACAUACUCUUCAAGCACAUUCAGCAAAUGCUAAGUGGAGACACUGCAGUAAUUGCUGAAACUGGAGAUUCUUGGUUCAACUGUCAAAAACUCCGUCUCCCUGAGAAUUGUGGGUAUGAAUUCCAGAUGCAGUAUGGGUCUAUUGGCUGGUCUGUUGGUGCAACUCUUGGAUAUGCUCAGGCUGCCAGAAAUAAGCGAGUGAUUGCUUGCAUUGGUGAUGGGAGUUUCCAGGUAACAGCUCAGGAUAUUUCAACAAUGAUCCGUUCCGGACAGAGGAGUAUAAUAUUCCUUAUCAACAAUGGCGGUUACACAAUCGAAGUAGAAAUUCACGAUGGCCCCUACAAUGUGAUCAAGAACUGGAAUUACACCGGCCUUGUCGAUGCCAUCCACAAUGGUGAAGGCAAAUGCUGGACAGCAAAGGUUCGAACAGAAGAUGAAUUGACAGAAGCAAUUGCAAGAGCAACAGGAGAACAAAAGGACGCUCUAUGUUUCAUUGAAGUUUUGGUGCACAAGGAUGAUACUAGCAAAGAGCUGCUGGAAUGGGGAUCCAGAGUUUCUGCUGCUAACAGCCGUCCUCCAAAUCCACAAUAAUGAUUUUGGUGUUUUCGAUGUUCACAAAUAAGCUGAUGAUUGGAAAUGCAAGUAACAUGAGAUUUGGUACCAUGAUCUACAUCAGAGCUAGAAAUAAUUGCAUGUUUGCAUGAGAUAUCUCUGGUCCUGUCACUCUUUUUCUGGUUUUCCUUUCAAGCCAUGUUUUUGUAACCAUUAUGUGUUGUACAUUAAACUUUAAGGUGGGAUGCGGUGAAGAAUUCAAUCUGAUCAGAAAUAUUAAACUUGUAA
Molecule: messenger RNA, 2422 nt
Organism: Manihot esculenta (cassava)
Lineage: Eukaryota; Viridiplantae; Streptophyta; Magnoliopsida; Malpighiales; Euphorbiaceae
Product: pyruvate decarboxylase 1
Exons: 7
Coding region: 404-2173 (589 amino acids)
Molecular function (GO): magnesium ion binding; thiamine pyrophosphate binding; carboxy-lyase activity
Source: RefSeq, a predicted model, not a curated record